GUCAUUCCACACCGCACGCGAAGCAGCGGCUAAGCGGCGUCUGACGCCAGAGGAGCGACAGGCCCUCUUCAGCCAGGAGCUCAUCUCGUCCAGGGCGAAGAAUGCGCAGGCAGACGAGAAGGACAUAGAGGAGGACGGCGCGUCGGAAGGGCCCGCAGCGCACGAGAUGGAGAAGAUGGGCGCCUUCAAAGCCUGGGCCAACUUGGUCGCCUACACCGUUGCCGUUGUCGUGACUGGCGCGCCAUCGGUGAUGGCUUCGCUCGGUAUUGUACCAGUCGUCUUGAUGUCGCUGCUGUUCUGCAGCAUUGCAUACUGGAGCGGCAUGCAGUACUUUCACCUGCGGAUGAAGUACCCCGGCAUCUGCAACCUCGAAGAUGCCGGCUACUUGCUGUACGGCCCAGUCGGCAGAGAGCUCUUUGGCUUGUCGCAGCUGCUGUUCAGCAUCUUCCUGCAAGGCUCGCACGUCAUCCUCGGCUCCAAGGCUCUCGCCACGCUGGGCUGGCACGACGACUGCUUCCUGGCGCUUGGCGCCGUCUUUGCCAUCAUGAGCUGGAUCUGCAACAUCCCCCGCGACUAUGCCAAGCUCGGCGGCCUGGCUGGCGUGGCGUUCCUGAGCAUCUGCAGCGCGAUUGUCUUCACAAUGAUCGUCAGUGGCAUUGAGGGUCCGCAGGUGCCGGCCGGUGCCAUCAUCAUGAAGAACAUCAGGGCCUUUGGACCUUCUCAGCCCGAAGGCAUCACAGCCACUGCAGCGCUUCUACAGGUCACCAACCUCUUUCUCUCGUUCGGCUCGCACACGGCAUUCCUGCCCGUGCUCUUUGAGAUGAAGAACCCGGCCCAGUUCCCGAAGGUCCUGCGCGGGCUCAUCGCCGUCAACUUCCUCAUCUACGUCGCCACGGGCGUCGUCAUCUACGCCACGCUUGGCCGCUACGUUGUCACGCCGGCAUUCGACUCGCUGCCCGCCAGAUUCGCGCAGAUCGCCUACGGCAUUGCUUUGCCGACGAUCAUCAUCGCCGGCUGCGAGUCGGGCCAGAUCGCUGCCAAGCAGGUCUUCGUGCGCAUCUUCCGCAGCCGUCCGCACCAUAUGACGACGAACACUCUCCUCGGCUGGGGCACCUGGCUUAGCAUCAACGCCGUCACAUGGGGUCUCGCAUGGCUUCUCGCCUCCCUCAUCCCCUUCUUCCCGCAGUUCCUCGGCCUCGAGGCGUCCCUGCUCUGGGUCAUGUUUAUCGCAUACGGCGCGCUCUUCUUCGCGCACCUUAAUCCCGCUGCGCUGCUCAACUGGCGCGCCUACUGGCACCACAUCGCCGCUGCUGUCGUCACGGUCCUCGUUUGCGCGUUCAUCUGCGUCGCCGGCACGUACGCCAGCGCCCGCUCCAUCGCAGGUGAGCUAGGUGGCCAUCACCUUGUAGAUACCUCGCUGAACCUGGCGCUCGCAGAUCUGUACCGGCUGGGCGAGGUUGCUGGAGUCUUCUCGUGCGCACGAGCAGCUGGCGCUGCUUGA
Messenger RNA from Tilletiopsis washingtonensis, 1501 nucleotides. RefSeq lists its product as hypothetical. Gene Ontology annotation, biological process: amino acid transmembrane transport. Bases 167 to 1501 code for a protein of 444 amino acids. Gene Ontology annotation, cellular component: vacuolar membrane. The record is from RefSeq and is a predicted model, not a curated record. The transcript has 14 exons. Lineage: Eukaryota; Fungi; Basidiomycota; Exobasidiomycetes; Entylomatales. Gene Ontology annotation, molecular function: amino acid transmembrane transporter activity.